AUGGCUGCGAUUAUUCGUUUUUUCUCUCGUAGGUGGCGCAAAACUCAGCGGAAGCCGGAGCACAGUGGUGUGGCAGAGAUGUCACAUGUCUCAUUUGAUGGAAGUAAAAAGAAGUCAAAUGAUUUGGAAUGCGUAGUUGAAUACAUUGAUGGAUCGUGCACAACAUUCUUCCUACCUAAAAAUGCCGAAGGUAGUAAGCUGUACGAUUUAGCCUUUGCAUUUAUUGGGCUUAAUGAUGAACGUGAGUACUUUGGUCUCAGAAUCGAUGAUAAAUUGAAGCCCUGGGUUGAUCCUACGAAACCAAUUCGUAAGCAAUGUCGAGUGGGUCCACCAUAUCGGUUUUUAAUGAGGGUCAAAUUCUUUUCGGCGGAACCUCAAAAACUUAGAGAUGAAUACACUCGCUAUUUGUUUGUUUUACAAUUGAGAAAGCAGCUUGAACAGGGAACGCUACAGUGUACAGAUGAUCAGGUUUUAGCCGAGUUGGCUGCGUUUCUACUUCAAGGCGAAUUCGGUGCUUAUGAUCAACGUCAACAUACACCUGCUUUUGUGUCGACUAUCCCAUUUUAUCCACAUGACCGUCAGACAGAAACUCUCGAGCUUGCUAUUCUGCAGGAAUAUAAAAAACUAAGAUCUCGCGAGUGGACACCCGAAGAAGCAGAUCGAAUUUUUCUGGAUCGAGUCCGUUUCUUGCCAAACUACGGUGUUGACAUGCAUACAGUUAAGGGAAAAGAUAACGAAAAUUACACUCUUGGACUUACACCAACAGGCAUUCUUGUAUAUGAAGAUGAAGAAAAAAUAGGACUUUUUGUCUGGUCCAUGAUCCUGAAACUUGAUAUGCACGGCAAGAAAUUGAAACUCGUGGUUGCGGAAGAAAAUGAGCAGGCACGCAAAGUGAUGGAACACACAUUCGUUUUUGUUCUGCCUGAUGUUCGAGCUUGCAAACACCUCUGGAAGAGCGCUGUCGAACAUCACGCUUUCUUCCGUCUCAAAGGAAUUCCCAAGCCUCCCACCAAGUUGCAACAAUUUUUCCGCCUCAAAUCACGUUUCUACGCUAGUUUCCGCACGGAGCAUCAACUAGCACAGGAGAAUAAUUUUGGAAGUAGUUCCUUCCGUCGUCGAAACACAUCCACAGGUCAAUCUCUGCGUUCUGACGCUAGUGCCAAGGCGCUCAAUCGCUUGAAUAGCGAUGCUGGAGUUACUCGAUCUAACUCCAGCUUUAGGCGCGUGUCUACGCGGCGUGUGGCAGCUAGACCGAGCUUUGUGAAUCGAUCAUCUAGUCGACCUCAACCCUCGGCUGGUAAUCAAGUACUACAACCUCCAACACGAUCCACAAGACCGCCAAAUGUUGAAGAUACUCGUGCUCAUAGUCCAGCCAACCCAAACUCGUCUUUGUAA
Messenger RNA from Rodentolepis nana, 1395 nucleotides. NCBI's taxonomy places the organism in Eukaryota, Metazoa, Platyhelminthes, Cestoda, Cyclophyllidea, Hymenolepididae. The record is from the annotation of a GenBank genome assembly.